This is a messenger RNA of Trichobilharzia regenti, 951 nucleotides long. Lineage: Eukaryota; Metazoa; Platyhelminthes; Trematoda; Strigeidida; Schistosomatidae. The record is from the annotation of a GenBank genome assembly.
GAUAUCGACAAACGUCUCUUUUACCAAAUUUGGUUGCGACGACUUCCUGCAAACAUUCAACAAGUUCUUGCUUACGGAGAUGACGACAUUGACAUUGAGAAGCUUGCCAAAAUCGCAGAUCGCAUGUAUGAGAGGUCAACACCUCAAUCUGUUGCUUCCACCAGCAGAAUGCCAGACACUGACGACAGGAUACAGGCUCUAGAACACAAAGUCAACACCGUACUGAGUCAGUUAGCAGCACUGACCACACGCACACGACCAAGCCGUUCUAGAAGCUCGUCUCGUCGACGUCUUUCUCGAUCACCCAGCACGUCACGACAUCACGAUACUAUUUGCUGGUACCACCGUAGUUACGGAGACAAUGCACGACGGUGUCGUUCACCUUGCAACUUUCAGACUAAACCAAAAGAUAUAUCGUCAUGUAUGAAAACUUCUACUGUUGGCAAUCUACGAUCUAGCAGUCGUUUGUUUUAUGUAACAGAUAGAAAUACCGGUACUACGUUCUUAGUCGACACAGGAGCAGAGGUUAGUGUUCUCCCUCCGACUACGCAGGAACGUCAACAUCCUGACCCUGCAGUUACGCUCCAAGCCGUUAAUAAGUCUAAUAUUGUUACAUAUGGUAGUAAACGAAUGACUUUAGAUUUUGGUCUGCAGAAUACCUACAUUGGUCUUUCAUCAUCGCAGACGUUCCAUCCCCAAUCCUUGGUAUAGAUUUUCUACAGCAACACAAACUGCUAGUUGAUCCGGUUAGUCCUAAGCUUAUAGACUCGCUCAAUAGAAGGUACAUCGCUGGUACGAUUAGCCGUGCAUCAUCGCUGAACUUGAUGGUCACACGCAAACCAGCAUCUCCAUAUACUGACUUAGUAAAUCAGUUCCCUGACCUUCUACAACCCUCUUUCCGAGCAACAGAACUAAAGCAUCAAGUGGUUCAUCACAUUAAAACCACUGGAC